Molecule: messenger RNA, 1429 nt
Organism: Cylas formicarius (sweet potato weevil)
Lineage: Eukaryota; Metazoa; Arthropoda; Insecta; Coleoptera; Brentidae
Product: WD repeat-containing protein 18
Exons: 3
Coding region: 131-1369 (412 amino acids)
Biological process (GO): DNA-templated DNA replication; rRNA processing
Cellular component (GO): nuclear pre-replicative complex
Molecular function (GO): protein binding
Source: RefSeq, a predicted model, not a curated record
AGUAGCACACACUGUAUUGGGUCAAAACAAAAGAACCAUGUUUUAGUGGCAUUAACCUCAAAGCAAGAAUCGUAUAUUGCGGUAGUAAAUAAACCGGCUUGUUCGAGUAUUUUGUAACGCGAGUUUUGAUAUGGAGAACCCCGAACUCCUUUUAACGUCAUCGCAAACGUCGCAGCAAUUUUCAGUGUGUCUGUGGGAUUACAAUACCAAAAAUAUACUGAAAGCUUAUAAAAACGGUGGCACCGUGUCUUGCAAAACUCUCGAUUUCAUCGGACGCGACUACUUAUUAACCGGCGAAUUAAAUAAGCCCCUGUUACACAUCUGGCCGGCAAAUGGUCAGGAACAAGAUAAAAACAUCAGGUUAGUACUGCCAGGACCAGCAACUUGUCUAUCAGUAUGUCCCAAAAGCAAUUACUUGGCCAUCGGGAUUGACACGAAGCUAUACAUUUGGCAGCUGUGUUCAGGAAAGUUACUGUCUGUGCAGCAGAAGCAUUAUCAACCAAUCACUUGUAUAAAAUUGUCCUCAGAGAGUGAAUAUGUAGCCGUGGGUGGUGAAGACGGGCUUUUAGUGGUGUAUUACUUGGCCGACUUGAUCGCGAUUCAGCACAGUUUGUUAACCCAAAGCAAAAUUGGUCAAGUUGAGCCCAUUUACAGUAAACAUGAUCACUCUAUGCCUAUAAGGGACAUCCACAUUGGUCAGUUUGGUAGUAACUCGCGUCUAGCUACCGUAUCUUCAGAUCAAACAUGCCGAUUGUACUCUCUGUCAAAUGGUGAAACACUCUUAACCUUGGUCUUUGGCGAACCGCUAACGUCGGUCAUUUUUGAUUCUCCAUGUUGGCAGCUUUACGUCGGUACCAACAGCGGCGCGAUACACCAAUUUAAUCUCAAAAACCCGCCCCGUGCAUUGACUUACCACAUUAACAAGAAAUCUAGCGAACAAUUUAUCGGUCAUAAGGGGAAAGUUAUUGGCAUCGCGUUAAACAUAAAUAAUACCAUCCUCGCCAGCGGUAGCGACGACAAUUUCGUCUUCACGUGGGAAAUAAAUAGCAAACAGAUUUUGCAAAAAUUCGAACACAAAGCCGCCGUAACUAACCUAAAAUUUGUAGCCAAUUUUAAAAACUUUUUCGAGCAAAGCUUCAGGCCCGGCAUAGUUGUCAAGUCUUUAGAUCGUGCUCUGGACAUAAGCGAUGACGAGUUUGUAGUUUCCGUGAUCCAGAAUGAGGACAUUGAGAUUAGCGACGACGAGAAUGUACUAGAGAAGGAGAAAUCGCGCGACGAAUUAACUAAGGAGAAUAUGAAGCUACGUAUCACGAACUAUCAAUUGUACAGGGCUGCCUUAGAGAUAAGCAAAAAAUACAACAACAGAUAGGUUUAUAUUUAUUAUUUCCUCUGAACCACUUAAAUUUAAGUAAUAAAUGAGUGAGCCAAA